This is a messenger RNA of Parascedosporium putredinis, 657 nucleotides long. The record is from the annotation of a GenBank genome assembly. NCBI's taxonomy places the organism in Eukaryota, Fungi, Ascomycota, Sordariomycetes, Microascales, Microascaceae.
AUGUACAAACCCAAAUACCCAGAAGCGACGAGGCAUAAUGGGAAGCUGCAUCCGUGGAGAACAGUGCUCUUCACCUCUUCGCAGGUUUCAAUCCUCAUUACCUCUGCAUUAUUUCUUUUCCUCACCAGCGUCCUCUUCAUCAGCGGCUGCGCCAUCCAGCACCGGACCUUGCGCGAGAUCCGCCAGGGCAUCAAGACGCCCAAGCCGUCUCCGAAAAUCUAUCUCCCCGACCGAUUCAAGCACACGACGACGGAGCUGGAGGAUGGGACCAUUAUCAUUCUAGACGAGGAGCCCGUGAUUCCCAUCCACGAGAGGAACAAGCAGCGGCCGGUCGUGAUCGAGAUUACACCCACAGAGAGCACGGUGGAGGAAGAGUCGGUGCCCCAAAACCAAGAGGUGCCACAGCCACCCGUGCAAGAUGACGUCUACGGGCCCUUGCUCAAGGGCGUGGAGAGGAAGGUCAAGGAAGAGGACGAUUCCGCCACGGAGAUGGAGAGAAAUCUACGACAACAGCUCGAGAAGAACAUGAGGCACCCGGAUCCCUCGGCAGCUAACCAGAAGUUGCUCAGUCGCGCCGAGCGCCGAAAGCUGAUCAAGGACGAAAUUCGAAAAUUAUCCCAUGUGGAAGGGCCGUUAUACCAGCGCCGACUCUGGUAA